GCUGCGCUUAUUCUCGCUAACCGCGCUCGACGAAAAAAUUAAUUGAGAAAAAAAUUGUCAAUACAGGGCAACCCUAUCGUGUUUAAUUUCAUCAGGACAUUAUUUACGAAACUCCUGCUCCAGUCAAUCGGCAGGUAAUCUUCAAAACUUGACGAACAAUAGGAGCCGACUGACAGAAAAAAUUCAAUGUGGUGGAAACACAGAUCAGCCAUGGAAAACGUACUAAGAAUUGCGGUAAUGGUUGUUGUUGUUCUGUGCCAAACCUCGGCAAUGACUAUUGUCGGUAUGGUACCGAAAAACAAGAUGUUAAAUGUUUCGGAAGGACCAGAUAAUGUCUGCAACACUUCGAGUUGUCAUCGUGCUGCCUCAGAGGUAUUAAAAAAAAUGGACAGGAACGUCGAUCCUUGCGACGACUUCUACAGAUUUGCCUGCGGCGGAUUUUUAAACAAUACGCAGAUGCCAGCCGAUCAAAGUAAGAUUGACAGCUACACCCUCCUUCAAGACAAAGUUCUGGAGCAGUUGAGAAUUAGUAUCGAGGAGCGCAGCCCUUCAAUGGAACCUAAACCACUCAAGCUUAUUAAGAACUUGUACAAAGCGUGUAUGAAUACGACGGCUAUUGAAGCCCAGAGUGUCCAGCAACUCCGCGAACACCUGAAGGAACUUGGAGGAUGGCCAGUGCUAGAGGGAAACGACUGGAAGGAAGAAGAAUUCAACUGGACCCAUUCAAUCUACAAACUCCGCGAGCUGGGAUAUUCAUAUAACUAUUUCCUGAAUUUCCACUUUAGAACAGACUCGAAGAACAAGACCGAAAUAGUUCUUUAUUUGACUGAAUUUCCUACGGCGAAACUUGGCGCUAAAUUAACGGAUGCUUAUAAAAAGUACAUGGUGGAUAUAGCAGUAAUUCUUGGAGCUGAGCGAGAAUUGGCUAAGAAGGAGUUGUUCAGUGCCUUUCAAUUCCAGGCAGAUUUACAUAACGUGCGUAUAUCAAAGGAGAAACGUCGUCCGAGCAUAGUUAUCUACAACGUCAUCACGAUCGCCGAGCUCUCCAAGUUGUACCCUAGCAUUCCCUGGAAGGAGUACUUCAACCGCUUGCUUCCAUCUUCCGCCCAAGUAGAUGAUAGCCAAGACAUCAUAAUCCCUGACUACAUUCCGGAGUUCGUGAAACUGAUCGAAAAAACACCAAAACGAACCCAAGCUAACUAUGUUAUGUGGAAAGCAGUAGCCGCAUCAGUCAACUAUCUGAAUGAUGAAAUAAGGAAACGAACGUUUCUAUUGUCGAGCGCUGAAUAUGGAAUUAAAAAUAAAGAAUCUCGAUGGAAGGAAUGCGUGAGAGCUGUCUCAAAGAAGCUGCCGAUAAGUGUUGGAGCUCUGUACGUUCGCAAGUAUUUCCAAGAGGAGUCUAAGAGGAAUGCCGUGCAGAUGGUUCACAACAUCAGGGAGCAGUUUCAUCAGAUUCUGUUAAUGGUCGACUGGAUGGAUAGUGAAACAAUUUUGAGUGCGUUUGUGAAAGCAAUGUCCAUGACCAGCCACAUUGCUUAUCCUGAUGAGCUUCUUGAUGAUAGGAAACUCGAGGAGUACUAUCAGGGUUUGGAACUUACCGACGAGCAUUACCUACAGGCAAUUCUGAAUAUAACAUUAUUCGAUACUGAAAAAUCAUUUAGUACAUUGGGAAAACCUUUGAAAGAGAACAGUUGGGUGAGCUAUGGUGCACUAACAGCACAGGCUAAUGCGCUCUAUUGUCCAACUGCGAAUAAUAUAGUGGUCUCAGCUGCUAUUCUUCAAGGCGACUUCUUCAGCAAUGAUCGACCGAGGUACAUGAACUAUGGUGCCAUUGGUAGUGUCAUUGGUCACGAAAUCACUCAUGGCUUAACUAUGCAACACUGGCUCGAUAAAAAGGGAAAGCUAGUUCUGUGGUCACCUUCUACUACGAAGAAGUUCCUCACAAAAGCUCAAUGCAUUAUUGAUCAAUAUGGAAACUAUUGGGUCGACAAAUUCAGAAUGAACCUGAAUGGAAUAUCUACUCAACGAGAAAACAUAGGUGAUAUCGGCGGCAUAAAACCGGCUUACCUAGCCUACAAAGACUGGUCAGCGCACAAUGGGCAAGAGCAAAUGCUUCCGGACCUCCCCUACACCCCAGAACAAAUGUUCUGGAUAAGUUCAGCCCAAAUUGGGUGUGGUGUUCAGCGACCUGAACAACUCAAGCUGCAGAUCGAAAAUGGCAAACACAGUCCUCCAGAAUUCCGUAUCUUGGGAUCACUAUCAAACUCUCCAGAGUUUUCUAAGGACUUUGAAUGUCCCCUGGGCUCUAAAAUGAACCCACUGAAGAAAUGUGCAGUGUGGUAAUUUUUUAAUUACUGAUGUUGGGGUGAUAACUUCGUUCGCCCUUUUGUUUUUGU
This is a messenger RNA of Diachasma alloeum, 2396 nucleotides long. Its product is annotated as neprilysin-2. Gene Ontology annotation, cellular component: plasma membrane. The record is from RefSeq and is a predicted model, not a curated record. NCBI's taxonomy places the organism in Eukaryota, Metazoa, Arthropoda, Insecta, Hymenoptera, Braconidae. The transcript is spliced from 9 exons. The coding region runs from base 187 to 2343 and encodes 718 amino acids. Gene Ontology annotation, biological process: protein processing. Gene Ontology annotation, molecular function: metalloendopeptidase activity.